GCCCCUCCCUUGCUGUUCACGCCCCUCGGAUCGGAUAGCAGCAGGCUGCAUUUCUCCCCUAGGAGGUCUGGAGGUCUGGUGUGCUCGGUAAACCCCGCUCUUCUCUGUUGUGCCGGACUGACAGAUGAGACCGCUGAUCCCCGCUGCUCACUGCUGGAGAGGAAGAGGAUGAGACCGUCCUGUAGCACAGACUCCUGAUCACACUGGCUGAAGCCUCCAGAAUCUGCUCUGGACCCUGGGACACCGUAAUCUGGAUCUUGCAGAAAGAAUCUCAACAUGAUGUCAAAAAGAUGCUUCAUUCUAUUUCUGCUUCUAGUGUUUCCUGUGGUUAGAGCUAAUAGGCUGCUAAAAAGAAAGCCUCAGAACCACCAAAAGCUUUGUGUGUGUGCUAGUGACAUCAUCAGCUGCUCUAAUGUUAGUCUAACCAACGCCACGUUCGACCUUCCUCAGCAUACAGCAGUUCUGGACCUCAGUUUCAACUCCAUCACUCAACUCCGUGCUACAUGGACGUCGACUAAUCUCAACCAGCUGCAGACGUUACUGCUGAACAACAACAACCUCACCUUCCUCUCCUCUGAGGCCUUCGUGCACACGACAAGUCUACGUUACCUGGACCUCUCCAGCAAUCGCCUGGCUCUCUUGGACGAGAUCAUCUUUGAGCCGCUGGAAAAACUCGAGAUACUUCUGCUGUUCAACAACUGCAUAUCUCAAAUCGACCGCUCUGCCUUCCACAGCAUGGUCGCUCUGCAGAAGCUCUACUUGAGCCACAAUCUGAUCUCACGCUUCCCUCUGGAGGUGCUGAAGGAACGGAGCAAGGAGGACUCUCCUUUCAAACUGCUGGAUGUUUCCUCUAAUAGGAUCAAAGUUCUUCCAGUGAAGGAGCUUCAGGCCAUGCGCGCCUGGCUCAAGAACGGUGUCUACUUCCACAACAACACGCUUACAUGCAGCUGUGAGCUGCAUGACCUGGUGGCCUACUGGCACCUCAGGGAGCUAAGCUCUGUGUCUGACUUUGCAGACAGCCACAAAUGUAACAUGCCAGGUAAACAGAAUGAAAAAAUCCUGAAGCUGAACUGCAGUGAAGUCAAGAUUCUGAAGAAAGAAGGCUACUUGGAGGAAACCAUGGUUCUCGACUGCGACACCAGACAAAAGUACAUGGCGAAGAGAUGGGUGCUGCCUGGAAACAUAUCAGCAAACAACACCACCGUCUUAAACGGUAAUUUCCUCAACAUCGGGCCGCUGAAGGUGGAAGACUCCGGGGUUUACACCUGCUACGCCACCAACGAUUCCCUCAGUGACACACUCCACAUUACUGUGGUGGUGUUUAACUCCACUAAGAGGGGCGGGUUGGAAGAUCUAAAAACAGCGUACACCACCCUGGGAGCAUGUGUGGUCAGUAUAGUUUUGAUCCUGGUCUACCUCUACGUCACGCCCCACUGCUGCAGUUUUUGCUCAGGUGGGAACACGGAGAAGGACGACACCGGGGAGAGCCUCCACUCCUCCACUAUGAGCCUCCCUCUGGCCCACGGAGAACGGGGAGCGGAGGCCGCAGGAUUCCCCUUCAGGCACGGGGACUUGCAGGGAAGCAAGAACGGAAGACUGAAUCCAAUAGGAGAGGACUACUAGCAGACAACGAGGAACAGAGACAGAGAGACCUGAGGCGGCAUCUGCCAGCUCCGAUGUUCCUGUGGUGGGAAAAACAAAAUCAGAGCACUGCAGAAACACCAAAGAAGUAUUUCUGGUCCAGUUUAUUGAGAAAAUAUCUUAGAACACUUGAAACAAGACAAAACUAAAGCAAAAGUAACUUUUCAGCAAGACAUAGGAGCCUGAUUUUAGUCAAUAGUUACUUAAUAUUGAUGUUAAUAUUGAUGAAAAAGUAAUAGUUAUAAGUGAAAUUACCUGCCAGCGAUAGAAAACAUUUUCUCCACAUUUAAAAUUGGAAAAUGUCUUGUAGAACUACGGCUAACAAUUAUUUUAGCGAUCGAUUAUAAUCGAUUAUCUUGAUUACAUUAGAUUAGAUUUUCUUUCAGUAUUUUUGAAGGUGUUGUAGUUUGAGAAUUGGUUUAUUUCGCAAAAAUUGCUAUGAAAACACGUUUUUUCCACGUCACACGAGUCACGUGAUCAGCAUUAUUAUGAUAAUGAUAGAUUAAUUAAUUGAUUAAUGCGACUAAAAAACCGAGCCCAGUCUGCUGAUUUUCAUUUAAUACUUUUCAUACAAUAUUACACUUUAAAAGACAUAAUAAAUCAAAUAAUUAGAUUAAUUUUAAGUAAAUAGCUAAAGCUAUCCCACCUGAGGAGUUGUAAGUAGAACUAAUAAAGUUUUAUUAUUAUUAUUAUAUUAUUGCUCUUAUCUUAAAUGCAAAAUGUAUAUAUUUUUGCAAAGUUUUAGCUUUAUUACUGCUCUGACUGAGUUAUUCAACAUAGGCCAACAAAAUGGCCUAUGUUGAGUCUGUAUCCUCCAGUUAAUGAUUAAUUAGUUGAUGAUUACUAAAUUAGUUGAUAAUUAUUGUGAUCAUCAACUACUCACAAUGAAUCCAAUUAAUUGUUUCAGUUCUACUGUCUUGUUACACUUGCUGAUUAUUUCACUUA
Molecule: messenger RNA, 2586 nt
Organism: Xiphophorus maculatus (southern platyfish)
Lineage: Eukaryota; Metazoa; Chordata; Actinopteri; Cyprinodontiformes; Poeciliidae
Product: amphoterin-induced protein 1-like
Exons: 2
Coding region: 277-1623 (448 amino acids)
Cellular component (GO): plasma membrane
Molecular function (GO): protein binding
Source: RefSeq, a predicted model, not a curated record